CACACUGCAGCACGACAUAAAAAAUUCGAAAAAUUCUAAGGCGCCCAGGAAAAUAAUAUUUUCCGGGCCUCGACUCAACAUACUAUAGCGACGGAUUUCGUGAUGGGAAAAGAGGAAGAAGAAGCUCGAUUCGUCGAGCUGACGAAGGUGAGGCUGGAGGACCUGAGGAGGAGGCAGAGUCUGGAGCAACUCCUUGUUCGCUACGUUGCCGAAGACAUUCACCUUUUCUCUGAACAUAACCAACUUGUUAUGUUGCCCAUCCAAGUGCGAGAGAAGAUCUUGCAAAGAGUGCUGCAGUUUCGCUGCCCACCGCGUACCAACGGCAACCCAGAAAUUCUGCAAAAGUUUUUGAACGCGCUUCCCCAGCUGCUGAGUCCUCGCACCAGAAAAAUGGAUUUGGAAGGCUUCUUCAGUUUUGGCCCCGAAAAUUCUGCAAUGAUACAGGUUUUCGGCUGGAUUGCUCGUCUGGCUCCGAACGUGGAGGAAUUGUCCAUGUGCAGAGUUGGAGUCAGGGCCAUUCGCAUGCAGUCCCUCCUUCAGCCACUCAGUCAGAUGAAAAGGCUGAGAAAAAUGAUGCUUAGAGUGGUUGAGUUUCGCCUUUCCGACCUGAGCAAGUUGUGCGGCGAUUUACCCAAUCUGCAAGUGGCCGGCGUCGGCGCCCUUAGCCACGUGGAGCAUGAUUUGCGAGAUGGCAGCGAGCACAAGAGAAAUUUGCAGAAUCUCAGGGUGCUCGUGGACAACCAGUGGUGCUCACGCUAUUUUGAAAUGCUCGCCACUGUUGCUCCUCAUCUUGAUUACAUCAUGGUUUGGAAUCAUGAUCAUUUGCCACUCUCUUCCGACCAGAAAGAAACGCCACCGUUCCUGAAAAGAAGGUGUCUUACCCUGGAAGAGAGGAUGAUUCCGGGAGAAGGGCACAAGCUGGCUCUCAAGUACCCAAACAUCACCCAUCUCGUGAUUGAGGAAGCUUACUUCGAAGUUCAAUCCUUCGAAUCUGUGCUGCAUUUCAAACAGAUCGAGUCCUUGACCUUCGACGGCGUGCUGAGCUGGGACAUCGUGGAGCGCAUCUUGGCCGCCUUUGGCCACCAACUUCACUCUUUGAUCAUCUGCUGCGAUCUUCCGAGCACUUCUCUGACUUUAGAACAGAUUUCCCAGCUCUGCCCUAAGCUGGAAUUGCUGCACCUGCUAAAUGUCUUAGUUCCGGACACCACGAAGCAGGUUUUUCCGGAGCUCACUGAUUUGGUUUGGAUCAACGAGUCGGUGGUUCUGUCGCCAUCCAGCGUGUUGUCUGCCCCAAAACUGAAGAAAGUUCAGUUGAAUGGUGUCUUCAACUUGUCUGAUCUAGAAGUUUGCACCAGGAUGAUUGAAAAGGGCGACGCCCUCAGGGAGCUGCAGAGCUUGAGCGUGCAACUCGAGCACACUUUCAUUCCCGACUUCAACGAGAAGCACUUCAACGCGGCCGCUCGCUUUGUCAAGACCGCGUCUGCCCUUCUUCCCAAACUGGUCAAAGUUUACUUUAACCUUCAGGUGCAAUACUUCAGGUUUAAGUUUGAUGGGAGAGUAGGAGUGCAUAUUGAGGAGAAGUUUGACUACGACACCUACAACAGGCUGAUGAAGGAGUACAACAAGCACAACGGAGUGUAUCCAGGAAAAUGAACAAGGACGUUUAGGUUUAAUUUUCCAACUUUUUGAAAUAAUUUGACAGUCAAUCGCUUGAUAGUUUAAACAGUGUGUGUUUAAAUAAUUUAUUGAUGAAUAUUUUACUAUUCACGAAUCAAUAAAUUCGAAACUUAACUUAUUUUGCUCCAGGAUAAAUUGAAGAAAAUUGCUGCGUUGUAAUGUUGUAAUAUAAUGUUCAGUAGAUGAGUGAGUACAAAUAGAAAUUCUAUCUUUUGAAUCUUAAGCAAGAAAAUUGUUGGUCGACUUGUGCCUCUGUGGCUAUAUUUAUAAGGUGUAUGAAUUAGUCACACUCUUGGUUUGUUAGCAAAGAAAAACAUUAAAUUGCGCGUUUAUGAAUCAAAAUUACACACCAAAUUAUUUC
This is a messenger RNA of Cloeon dipterum, 2038 nucleotides long. RefSeq lists its product as uncharacterized. Bases 103 to 1653 code for a protein of 516 amino acids. NCBI's taxonomy places the organism in Eukaryota, Metazoa, Arthropoda, Insecta, Ephemeroptera, Baetidae. The record is from RefSeq and is a predicted model, not a curated record. The transcript has 6 exons.